Molecule: messenger RNA, 2876 nt
Organism: Micropterus salmoides (largemouth bass)
Lineage: Eukaryota; Metazoa; Chordata; Actinopteri; Centrarchiformes; Centrarchidae
Gene: hoxa3a
Product: homeobox A3a
Exons: 6
Coding region: 692-1948 (418 amino acids)
Biological process (GO): regulation of transcription by RNA polymerase II
Cellular component (GO): nucleus
Molecular function (GO): RNA polymerase II cis-regulatory region sequence-specific DNA binding; DNA-binding transcription factor activity, RNA polymerase II-specific
Source: RefSeq, a predicted model, not a curated record
CCUUUUUUGGGGGGAGUUUGGACUUUUCUCUCGGUCAUGCAGAGGCUCCACACACAGGAGCUUACCGCGGAACGUGACUGGAUCGUUUUGGUGCUCUGCUGUCGGUUUCCCGACACGUUUUGGCGAGAAGGGUGGAAGGAGCCCCAGUGCGUCACUCACCCCCGGGAGCCCCAGUUUCCGUCCGGGCACUCAGCUGGAUACUUCCCUCCGUCACUACCCGUCUGCACCUGCCAACUCUCUCCCCACACCUCCUCUGUUUACAAGCAGAAACCCUCACAAGGCUGUAAGUGUUACUUGACCGGUACAGACAGUCUCUAUUGCUCUGUCUGCCUCAGUAUGGACCGGACGCUCUCCAGGAUGAGGACCGCGUCUCUGGAGGCCUUGUUGACGUGGACAGUGUGGAUCAGCUUUGCGAAGAGCUGCUGCAUCUUCAAGGGACACAGAUACAGUGUGCCACCUCGGACAUGGAGGGGAAACACGACCUGGACGUGAUGGCUAAUGGCGAGGAACACGAAAUCCAGCCAAGUAAAAUCAGGCCAUCGCGCGGUCUCCGAGACACCUUGAACUGCCUUCGGUUCACCCGAGGAGGCCAUUGGCGGAGAGGCGUCACGUGACCACGGGGUGCCAAUGUUAUUCUACAAGGGUGUCAAGACCCUGUCAGUUUCUGAAAUAAAUAUUGGGAAACGGCGAGAUGCAAAAGGCAACCUACUACGACAGCUCCGCAAUUUACAGUGGCUACCCAUAUCAAAGCGCAAAUGGCUUCAGUUAUGAUGCCAAUCAGGUCCAAUAUCCCCGGGCCUCUCAUGUGGAAAGUGAGUACCAUCGACCUGCCUGCUCCCUGCAGACUCCUGACGGCUCCGUGGCUCUGCAGAAGCCGGGGGAGAUGGCGGAGAGCUGCGACAGGACCACAGCCAUUCAGGCGGCGCAGUCUAAGGUUCAUCCCGAAAGCAAUCAACCGCAGGUGCCGGUGUCAGGCCCACCCCCUCCCUCACAAUCCCCCGGUGCUAUCAGCCAAAACACAAGCAACGGGUCCAACCAGCCCAGUGCCAAGAACGGCUCCCCGACCUCCACUGGUCGCAGCAAACAUAUCUUCCCCUGGAUGAAGGAAUCCCGUCAGAACACCAAGCAGAAACCCACCAGUAGCUCCAGUUCAGUGGAGAGUUGCCCCGGAGACAAGAGUCCUCCGGGGUCAGCAGCAUCGAAGAGGGCCCGGACAGCCUACACCAGCGCCCAGCUUGUGGAGCUGGAGAAGGAGUUUCACUUUAACCGGUACCUCUGCAGACCUCGGAGGGUUGAGAUGGCCAACCUGCUUAACCUCACCGAGAGACAGAUCAAAAUCUGGUUCCAGAAUCGCAGGAUGAAAUACAAGAAGGAUCAGAAAGGUGUCGGAAUGAUGCCUUCCCCUGGUGGACAGUCCCCCCGGAGUCCUGUGGGCCCACCCUCUGGUGGUGGCGGCGGCGGAGGAGGAUACCUCAACUCUAUGCAUUCUCUUGUAAACAGUGUACCUUAUGACUCCCAGUCGCCGACGUCUUACAAUAAACCUCAUCAAAAUGCAUACGGUAUGGCCACGUCAUACCCCCCUCCUUUAAACAGCUCCCUCAACAACUGCCCGCCCUCCCAGAAGAGGUAUCCCGGGACCGACUCGGCCACGCCCGAUUAUGACGCGCAUCCUCUCCAAGGCAAUGGCAACUAUGGGACGCAUAUGCAAGGCAGCCCCGUUUAUGUCGGCGGAGGUUACAUCGACUCAAUGCCCAAUACUGGGACCUCCGUUUUCGGUCUGACCCACCUCCCGCACCCGCCGCCCGCAAACAUGGACUACAAUGGAGCAAUCACAAUGGGCAACAGUCAGCAUCACGGAGUGUGUGAUCCGACACCGACGUAUACAGACCUAACGUCGCACUACUCUCAGGGAAGAAUCCAGGAAGCGCCCAAACUGACGCAUCUGUAGCGGUGGCGCUGCCUGGAUCACUCCGCCCAUUGUCUUCUCCACCUCCAGACACAUUACUGCUUUGUUUCUGCGCCUUCUCACGGCUCCCACCUUCUCUCUGCUUUUUGUUUAUGUUUUCUAUAGUUUGAUGUGUGAAGUAGCGUAGGAUAAAUAAUCAUGACUUGCUUGAAUUUUUCUCUAUUUGCUCGUGUAAUUGUCUCACGAUGACCUUUAUCUGGCCUGUAGACGUCUAGAGCGGGAGGGAGGGGGGCACAGUAUAUGCAUAGGCCUAUUUAAUCUUUUUUUUUAUUUUUUUUUAUCUUGUUUUAAAAUCGCAACUCAAACAGGGUAUUAUGAACAUGUUAUUCAUUUUAAUGUGAAUUUGUCCGUCUUUUAUUUAUCCGCAGUUGAAGAAUUGUGUUUUGCAUUUUGUUGCACUUGUGAAGGGUUCCUUCAAGAGCCACGAGUUGGGGUAAUGAGGGAUAUACAUUUUCAAAAACAAGGGUCAUGAGCUUACACGCAACUUCCCUUGCUUGUGUUGUUCUAUUGGAUUUUCUAAUGUUAUUUAUUUUGUUCGGUGUAAAGAUAAAAUAGUCCUUUAGUAUUAUUUGACACCUCUGCGAUCCUUGUGUGGGGAGAAGGUUAGGGGAAAAUUAGCGUAUCUGCCCCUUUCAGCUCAUACACGUAGUCUGCAGAAGGUCCUGCAGCAGCAGCACACCAUGCUGCUAUUAUAGGCUAUGUUUCCAUUUUUUCUACUUCGAGGAGGUGUUUCCUUUUCUCAGCGAAUGUAAAAUCAAUCAGUCAUGCAAUAAGGGUGGACAGAAGGACACACGUUAAACGUUUCUUUAUUGAAGAAAAAAAACAAAAAACAUUUUCUUUCGAUGUCAUACAUUCCAUGCUGCUCCGGUUCAAGAAAUAAAUAAAACAAUUGAAAUAUAAUUGCAGCAAA